Molecule: messenger RNA, 1373 nt
Organism: Corylus avellana
Lineage: Eukaryota; Viridiplantae; Streptophyta; Magnoliopsida; Fagales; Betulaceae
Product: peroxidase 4
Biological process (GO): hydrogen peroxide catabolic process; response to oxidative stress
Molecular function (GO): peroxidase activity; heme binding
Source: RefSeq, a predicted model, not a curated record
CCACCAUGUUCUCGGCACACUCCACACUAUCUAGCUUCUUCUUUCAACAAAGAAGAUGGCCCUUUCCACUUCUCAAUAUUCUUCCUUUUCUUCAAGAGUAAUCAUAGUCGCAGUCGCUGUUCUUGUGGUUUUCACAGGGACCUCCUCUGCUGAUCAGCUCUAUGAAGGUUUUUAUUCUAAAAGUUGUCCCAAUGUGUUUGGCACGGUCAAAUCGGUGGUUCACAAAGCAAUUUCAAAAGAACGCCGCAUCGGCGCUUCUCUCCUUCGCCUUUUCUUUCACGACUGUUUUGUCAACGGUUGUGAUGGGUCGGUGCUUUUGGAUGACACUUCCUCUGUCACAGGGGAAAAGACAGCAGGUCCCAACAAGGGAUCCCUCAGAGGUUUUGAGGUUGUUGAUAAGAUAAAGUCCGCAGCGGAGAAAGAAUGCCCCGGAGUGGUGUCGUGUGCUGAUAUCUUAGCCAUUGCUUCUCGUGACUCUGUUGUAAUUCUCGGAGGGCCUAAUUGGGAUGUUAAACUUGGAAGGAGAGACUCCAAAACAGCAAGCCUUUCUGCUGCCAAUAGUGGCCUCCCUCCUCCCUCUUCUUCCCUUAGCAACCUCAUCAAAAGAUACCGAGAUCUAGGUCUCUCUGCCAAAGACUUGGUUGCCUUGUCUGGAGGACACACAAUUGGGCAAGCCAGGUGUAUAAGUUUCAGAGAUCACAUAUACAACGACACCGACAUUGACAGUUCAUUUGCGAAGAUCAGACAGAGAAAAUGUCCGAGACAAACGGGCUCAGGGGACGACGAGCUUGCGCCUCUAGACCUCCAAACUCCAACAGCUUUUGACAACAGCUACUUCAAGAACCUUGUCAACCGGAAGGGUCUUCUCCACUCCGACCAACAGUUAUACGACGGCGGGUCCACCGAUUCUUUGGUUGAAACCUACAGCACCGACGCUGAAGCCUUCAGCUGUGACUUCGUCACUGCCAUGAUCAAAAUGGGAGACAUCGAGCCCCUCACUGGAUCGAAGGGUGAGAUUAGGAACAAUUGUAGGAAGAUUAAUUAAGGGAGAUCACAUCACGUCACACCCAUGCACCAAAAAUAAAAAAUAAUGGAGAUGGGUAUGAUUAAUCCAGCAAAACAUUUAUAAAUGAAUUAGUCAGCAUUAUUUCUCUUUCUACUGAAAGAAUUAAAUUAAAUUAAAUCUCGCCCAACAAUAAGGCGAUGUGGAUGUCUGUUAUAAGGUACUUUUAUCGAAAAGUCGGUUGUGUGACUUAUUUUCUAGAACUCGAGUCUUAAGCUGUGUUUGGAUUAUUGCAAAUUUGCAAUAAAGAAAUUGUAAGGAUCUUCUUGUGGAAUUAUAAAUAAUAUGGAGUUUAAUUACUUUGUCAUCA